AUGGGUAGUAUUAUUUUUGGUGAAGUUGAUCCUUAUUUUGUUAAAGAGUAUGGUGCUGAGUUGCUUGAAAGUUCGAACUUUAUUGAUUACAAUGAUAAAUUUCAUACUGUGAUCUUUAACCAGAGUUUUAUUCAUCCUCUUCUUACUAUUGGAUGGAGAGAGAUGAAAGAUGUGUUUGGUUUUGAUGUAAACCAGGAAGUUGAUGUUUUGUAUUAUGGUAAUGGUGUUUUUGGUUUAAUGUGCAGCAAAAGUCUGGAAUGUUGUUGUCAGAUUCCUGUCUAUCAUAGUCGUUUUAUUCGGUUUGGUUAUACCAUCGAAUUCUAUCUCCAGUUAACUAGUGAUAACAUCAAUCGAUCCUUUUUGACUAUUUUUGAUGGAUUUGAAGAAUAUCUCAGGAGCUGCAACUUCAAGUAUAUUUUUGUUUGCUGUGAUAAUGGGACUAUUGAUACAUUUGAUGUUGCUGUAACUGACAAGCCUUUCAAAACUAUGUUGGAACAAAAUUGA
Trifolium pratense (red clover) is the source of this 504-nucleotide messenger RNA. RefSeq lists its product as uncharacterized. NCBI's taxonomy places the organism in Eukaryota, Viridiplantae, Streptophyta, Magnoliopsida, Fabales, Fabaceae. The coding region runs from base 1 to 504 and encodes 167 amino acids. The transcript is spliced from 4 exons. The record is from RefSeq and is a predicted model, not a curated record.